AACGAAGCCCGAAUGACAGCAGCUCUCACAGCUCAGCUCGGUCUACGUCGCUUGCUACUGCGAUCCGGAUACACACAGAAGAACGCCCUUCCCGGGAUUACUGUUCGCCUUCUGUAAAAUUCAAGUGGCGAUGAAGAGCCCCUGCCCGGCACAUCUCGUCGCCGAGUCUUGAAGAGCCGAGAUGAGGUGGACAGCCGGCAGGAGAGGCGUCGUGCUGCCCGUAGCUCUUCUGGGAGCCCUACUGGUCACGGCGGGAGCGAGUCUGCCAGUGGACAGCUGCCCUCGUCACUUGGAUUGCACUUUGCAGAGACGGCAAUCCUGCAAGCCUGGGAGUACACAGUGCGGACCCUGCAUCGAACCACUGAUUGAAAAUGAGUAUGGGAACUGUGUGCAAAAACAGCAGCAGCACACCACUGGGGGGAACCUUGCCAACGUGGAUGAGGAAAUUGAUUAUUUGGCCUCAGUUGUCACCAAGCAAGGACUCCAGAAACAGCACCUCUCUCAGGAAGCUUUACAGCCCCCUCUGACAGAGGACAAGCCUAAUGCCCUUGACAGUAAUGAGGUCCAAAAUCGGUUGGCUGCCCAAAUUCAGCUUGAGCAAUCCAAUGCCAGCCUCACAACGGUUGCAGGAACUACAGUUAAGAAGGUGACAGAGAAAAGUGGACCGGUGGCAUCACACUAUCCAGCUACGGAUGCCAUCAUUUUUGCAAUGAUCAUUGUCUGCACAGUCGUUGGCUCAACUGCGCUGAUUGUAGCAGCUGUAUGUUGGUUGAGGCUACAAAAAGAAGUGCGUCUGGCACAAAAAGUUGAUUACCCAGCCUUUGGUGUGAUGGGCCCUGGGCCCUUGGACAGCACUUCGCCUGGAGACAAGAAGCUAGCACAGAGUGCACAGAUGUAUCACUACCAGCACCAGAAGCAGCAGAUGCUGUCAAUGGAGAAACACAAAGAUGAUUCAAAGGUUCCUGAAUCUGGUACCACAUCUGAUGAGGAGAAUGAAGAUGGGGACUUCACAGUGUACGAAUGCCCAGGCCUUGCACCGACAGGGGAAAUGGAAGUGAAGAACCCUCUAUUUGAUGACUCUUCACUACACCCUCAGAAGAACCAUAAGUAGCCCCUUUACCCUGACCCUCUCCCCCUUGCCCAAAAUACACACACAUACUUUGGACAAAAAUCAGAGGACUGUGAGAGAUCUCUUACCCUGACAAACUAGGUCCUGGUUUGGAAGCCCAGGUCCAGGAGAAAAGUUGAGAAGAAUUAACCCCCUUGGUGAAACUACAGCACCCCCUUUGGAUCACCCAUAGGGACUGCCAGAGUUGACCACUGUUUUUAGAGUCCGCUUAUUCCACUGCUUUAGGAAACCACUGAAUUGUUGGCCACUACCUGAGAAUCACGUGGAAAACCGAGGCCUAAGCUCUUUUGCCUUUUCAGAAUUUUGUAUCAUUUUCAUUUAACCUGGAUACUCACUGUGGACAUACUACCACAUUUUGGUGGAAUAUUAAUGCUGUAUGGGCUACUAAUUCUUAAAAUGAAUAGAAAAACAUCCCCUUAUUAAUUAAAAUCUUCUGCACUCUUGUCAUAUGCCUAUGAACUGUUUCCAGUUUUCUGAAGGAUGAGAGAAGAAUAUGACAGCUAAGGAAUGAUAGUUGCACACUAGGGAGGGAACCCCACUGUUUUAAAUCAGUCAAGAUACAUCACGAUGAAUCAGCUUUUUUCACUCAAACUCCCACCCACUCAAUCUUCCUUAAAGUAAAUCUAUGGGAUGAUUUGGCUUGCCACACAGCAAGCUUUCCUAAAAUAAAUUCAGCCGAUAUAUAUAGCUGGACUCCCUAGCUGGAUUUCCUACCUUGGCCUGCAGUAGAAUCCAAUAUGACCUUGUGGUCUCCAGCAGCCUAUGUGAAAGUAAAUCAACCAUAACAUGUAGCCAGUUUGAAAAUAUUGUUACUCAGAAGUCUGGCACUUUCUUAGAUUCUCUCCGAGUAGUUCACUUUUUAUGGAUUGAACUUAUACUGCUGUUAGAUCUCACAGAACAGGGUUGGUUAAAUAAAGAUGCAUGUCCUUGUGUCUUCAGAGAGCUCCUAGGAGCAUCAGGCACUCAGGUACCUGCAGUGCUAGAGAGUCUGCAGAAACCUGACUAUCAUCACUUGCCUGUUUAUCACUGACCAUCCAGACUUUGUGCAAGCCAGUCACAGUGAAAGCACUCAACAGUGUAGACAGGCAUCUCUGCAAACCUCAUCUGCAGUAUUAGGAGACUCUGCCCCUUUAGACGUUUGGCUGUCAUAUUCCUUCUGCUGUAUUACACUGACCCGGGCGCAAACUCCCAUCCCAGCUCCCAGCACACUUUUGUUUUUUGUUUUUUUCUUCUUCCUUUUUUAAAUAAGGGUCACUGGGGUGGUUGGAGAGCAUUAGCUAAUUUAACCUAGCCCCUCUCAUUGCUGUAAGGCUUGCUGAGUUCAGUUCAUUCAGUCCAAUUUCGUCCUGAUUUUAAUGUCAUCUUGAUCAUUUUGUCUGUCUCCUGUGUGUUUGGCGCUUCAUAGUUAAGUAGAAAGGCAACUGAAGAAGGUGGCAAAAUGGCAUGUAGCUGCAACUUUUUUUUUUAACCAGGCUUUCUUCAGAUGGAAUGUAUUUGGAGGAAUUUCCUUAAAGGAAUAGAUGUAAUGCAUGGAUACCAAGAAAGCUGACGUUGCAGAAUGUAAAGGGCUUUAAAGAUUGUCAUUGGUCUAUUGAUUCCAUUAUAAAACCCUGUUUGACUGAGCAUAGUGGUGGGGUGGAGGGAAGGGAGGUGUUGGCAGUAAAAUAUGUAUUAAUAUCACUAACUCCCUCCACCCAGCUACCCUAGACUGCUCUCUCUGACUCUGCAAAUCUUUUCUUCUGAACAACCGUCUGAACUCUUCUUUCACCUAAACUUGAGGCCUUUACGGAGAUGGCACCCUCAAGAGUGAUCACUGUGUAGUCUUACUCUCCUUAUCCCUCUCCCCCAUCUUUGGUGGCAGGUGGGCACCAGUCUGGCAUUAUGGGUUCACAGGGUGAUUUGAGCUUGGUGUGACUGAAUGCUGCUUUUAUAUCUCUGCCAGAACCUUUGUGUAAAGCAUCCUGUAACCGUUCUGGACUCGGCUGGGGCUGUCUGGCCUGCAUGUAGGAAUGUAAGCAAAUUAUUUAUAUUAUAUUGAUAUACAACUUCA
Messenger RNA from Erpetoichthys calabaricus (reedfish), 3179 nucleotides. It is a transcript of the gene npdc1a, whose product is annotated as neural proliferation, differentiation and control, 1a. The transcript is spliced from 9 exons. The coding region runs from base 182 to 1111 and encodes 309 amino acids. Gene Ontology annotation, cellular component: membrane. The record is from RefSeq and is a predicted model, not a curated record. Lineage: Eukaryota; Metazoa; Chordata; Cladistia; Polypteriformes; Polypteridae.